Messenger RNA from Spirometra erinaceieuropaei, 954 nucleotides. Lineage: Eukaryota; Metazoa; Platyhelminthes; Cestoda; Diphyllobothriidea; Diphyllobothriidae. The record is from the annotation of a GenBank genome assembly.
AUGGAGGAGGAAGAGAACAACCAGCUGGCCUUCCUGGAUGUCCUCGUAUGCCGCAAGGAGUGCGGUGGACUAAAGACCAAUGUGUUCAGGAAAGCGACAAAUACGAUGCAAGUACUGAACUUCAACAGUAACCACCCAAUCAGCCACAAGCGCAGUUGUGUAAGGACGCUCUUUUGGCGUGUCGAAACGCACUGCAGUGAGCCGGAAGACAAAAUUGCUGAACUACAAUACCUCCGACGGGUAUUCAAAGCCAAUGGCUACCCGAGCAACUUUGUCAACCGGUGCAUACGCAAAAUGGACGAAAGGCCUAACCGCAGGGACACCAAAGUUUGGCGAGCGCUUCCAUAUGUCAAGAACGUUUCUGAAGCUCUUGGCCGCCUUCUCGCACCGCUGGGGGUUGGAGUUGCACACAGGCCAGAGGCAACCAUCAGGCGUCAACUGAUGAAACCGAAAGACCCACUGCCACGGCAAGAAACGUCUGGAGUCGUUUAUCGGAUCUGGUGCAGUUGCGGACAAAGCAACUAUGUCGGAGAAACCGGAAGACAGCUCCGAACGCGAAUGGCCAAGCACGCUGCAGCAGUGCGGAGAAAUGACGCCAGCUCUCAAGUUGCGGCUCAUUCGACAGGUUCCGGCCACACAUUCAAAUUUGACGAGGCCGAAAUUCUCGCAAGAGGUGACAACCGCGUGAGCCGGGAGCUGCUUGAGUCAUGGUUCACUGGCCCCCAGUCUAUUAACAAGUGCAAUGAUCUUCCCAUUCAAUACAGCGUGCUGAGACUUCGUCUAGGCGGAGAAAUUGGCCACGCGGGGAGCGCCCUGAUGAACACUUUUCCCAACACCCGGGUCAGCGCGUCAGAUGGUCGAGCAAUCAUCACACUAACAUCCAACGCACGUGAUGAAAUUGCAGCAAUUAACGACGCGAAUAUCGACCAUCACGCCACGUGCAACGAUCCCUGA